Molecule: messenger RNA, 2041 nt
Organism: Nematolebias whitei (Rio pearlfish)
Lineage: Eukaryota; Metazoa; Chordata; Actinopteri; Cyprinodontiformes; Rivulidae
Gene: snx18a
Product: sorting nexin 18a
Exons: 2
Coding region: 245-1963 (572 amino acids)
Biological process (GO): mitotic cell cycle; endosomal transport; cleavage furrow formation
Cellular component (GO): plasma membrane; cytoplasmic vesicle
Molecular function (GO): protein binding; phosphatidylinositol binding
Source: RefSeq, a predicted model, not a curated record
GUCGGAGCGGAGCGAGCGACGGGAGCCGGGAGAGGAGCUCAGGUUGAACACGAAAACCGGUCUGUUCAGGUCCACACACAGACAGCUACCUUGGAUUUGAACCUCCGCUCAGCAACCAGAAGAGGGACCAUAACAGGAUUUCUGCUCGGAGUUGGAAGUUUCUGCGGAGUAUUUUUUGUUUGUGUAGUUUUUUUUAUGGUGGGUGUGCUCUCUCUCUCUCUGACGCUUCCAGCUGUUGGGAAUCAUGGCGCUCAGAGCCAGAGCGCUGUACGACUUCAGCUCUGAAAACCAAGGGGAGCUGUCGGUGAAGGAGAACGAGAUCCUGACUUUGUACAGCGAGCAGGACAUCGAGGGCUGGCUGGAGGGCACGAACGACAAAGGGGACAGAGGACUGGUCCCUGCCUCUUAUGUGGAGGUACUGAAAAACGAUGCGCCCUCCACGGUUAACAACAACAGCUGCAGCACAUCUGGGGGCUCCAGGUAUGCCAAUGUCCCAAGUGGGGGCUUUGACAACUUUUCUAAACCACCCCCUCCGAGUCUGAGCACUUCCCAUGCUCCUUUGCAGCAGCAGGGUUUUAAGCAGCACAGUCAGGGCAGUGAUGAUGACUGGGAUGAUGACUGGGAUGACAGCUCCACUGUGGCAGAUGAGCCAGGCACAGUGGGAGGAAGGUACAAUGACUUUGAAGGUAAUGGACCCUACACCUACAGGGUGUCAACGUCCACGGGGUCCAAAGGUAACACACAACAGGCAAGGAGCUCCGCCUCGGUCAGCAGGAACCUGAACAGGUUCUCCACCUUUGUAAAGUCAGGAGGAGAGGCGUUUGUGCUCGGGGAGGCGUCGGGCUUCAUCAAAGAUGGGGAUAAGAUCUGUGUGGUGAUGGGUCAGUAUGGUCCAGAGUGGCAAGAGAACCCCUACCCGUUCAACUGCACAAUCGACGACCCCACGAAGCAGACCAAGUUCAAGGGCAUGAAAAGCUACAUUUCCUAUAAGCUGACCCCCACGCACACGCAGACUCAAGUGAACAGGAGGUACAAGCACUUCGACUGGCUGUAUGCCCGCCUGGCGGAGAAAUUCCCCGUCAUCUCAGUGCCACACCUGCCGGAGAAGCAGGCCACGGGGCGCUUCGAGGAGGACUUCAUCUCCAAGAGGAGGAAAGGCCUCAUUUGGUGGAUGAACCACAUGACCAGCCACCCUGUCCUGGCCAAGUGUGACGUGUUCCAACACUUUCUCACCUGCAGCAGUACAGACGAGAAGGCCUGGAAGCAGGGAAAGAGGAAGGCGGAGAAGGAUGAGAUGGUUGGAGCCAACUUCUUCCUCACCAUCAGCACGCCGCCGACUCCGCUCGACUUCCAGGAGGUCGAGAGCAAAAUCGACGGAUUCAAGACUUUCACCAAACGAAUGGACGACAGCUCCUUGCAGCUCAAUGCCACCGUCAACGAGUUUGCACGUAAACAGAUUGGUGGCUUUAAGAAGGAGUAUCAAAAAGUGGGGAUGUCAUUUAAGGCCCUGAGCCAAGCGUUUGAGAUGGACCAGCAGAUGUACUCCGCAGGACUCAACCAGGCUAUCUCCUUCACUGGAGAGGCGUACGAAUCAAUUGGAGACUAUUUCUCUGAGCAGCCCAGCAAGGAUCUUGACCCAGUUAUGGACCUCUUAGCUCUUUACCAAGGACACCUGGCAAACUUCCCAGAUAUCAUUCAUGUCCAAAAAGGAGCCCUGACGAAAGUGAGGGAGAGCCAGAAGCACGUGGAGGAGGGCAAGAUGGACCGGACGCAGGCAGAAGGCAUCAACGAGCGCUGCAACAUCAUCUCCUGCGCCACGCUGGCUGAGAUCCAGCACUUCCACCAGAUCCGUGUGCGAGACUUCAAGGCCCAGAUGCAGCACUAUCUCCAAGAGCAGAUUUUGUUCUUCCAGAAAGUCACGGGCAAGUUGGAAGAGGCUCUGCACAAAUACGACAACGCGUAAUGGACGGCAUUUUAUAAGUCCGUCGCUUUGAAUCCCAGAUUAUGAAUGGCCGUGCACCUCCUGUGAGCAGCCAGUGGU